Messenger RNA from Rhododendron vialii, 789 nucleotides. RefSeq lists its product as uncharacterized. Gene Ontology annotation, molecular function: catalytic activity. Gene Ontology annotation, biological process: chromatin remodeling. The transcript has 3 exons. The record is from RefSeq and is a predicted model, not a curated record. NCBI's taxonomy places the organism in Eukaryota, Viridiplantae, Streptophyta, Magnoliopsida, Ericales, Ericaceae. Bases 1 to 789 code for a protein of 262 amino acids. Gene Ontology annotation, cellular component: nucleus.
AUGACAGUUGUCUAUAAUUACACAAAAUUGGGAAUGGAUCCAUCAGAUUGUGCUAGGGUGUUCCCUUUAAGCGACGCGUUGUGUUUGCCUUCGGGUACUUCGAAAAAUGAGCAAGGGGCGCCACACUGGCGCCAGGGUGUGGUGAUAAGUGAGCAAGAGUUCUCGCGCGUGCUUGGACGAGCGCGGGUAAAGAAGCUAGCCCAGGACUAUAGGAUUCGUUUAGCAACUUGGAAUAUAGGGACAUUAACGGGUAAGACUAGGGAGCUAGUUGACACCAUGCUUAGGAGGAGGAUUAAUAUAGCUUGCCUUCAGGAGACUAAGUGGGUAGAGGAAAAAGUUAAGGAGAUAGAGGACACAGGUUAUAAGUUUUACUAUACGGGUAAGGAUAGACAUAGAAAUGGGGUAGGUAUCGUAGUAGAUAAACACCUGAAAGAUUCAAUAGCUACGGUAACGAGAAAAGGAGAUCAGAUUAUUUUAGUUAAGCUUGUAAUCGGAGAGAAUAUAGUUAAUAUUAUUAGUGCAUAUGCAUCCCAAGUAGGCUUGAAUGAUCUUAUUAAAGAGCAAUUCUGGGAGCAAAUGGAUGACGUGGUUCAAGGGAUACCUUUUGGGAAGAAGCUAUUUAUAGAAGGCGAUUUCAAUGGUCAUGUGGGAGUGCAUAAGAAGCGAGAUGAGCAUUUAAUUACGUUUAAGAGUGGAGCCAAUAAAAGCCAAAUCGACUAUUUUCUUGCUCGAGGGGCAGAACGCUUGACAUUGACUUUUGGUGUUAGAUAUUUGUCUCAAGGGGAAUAA